AUGUAUCAGAACUCCUGCUGUCUUAUUCAACCAUCGUCAGAAGUUGCAUCCGAAGAAUUCAGUAAAAGGAUCUUCUCUAGUGGGCUACGUCGAUCAGAGGAGAACCAUGAAACUGAAAGACGUUUUGUUGCUGCAGAAGCUGAUCUUGACAAUAUUGAAUGGAUCGAUGCAUAUCCGACUGCGCAUCGUAUCGCUUAUGAAAACCGUAGAGAUAUGGAACGUUGGCUAACUAAAAUAUCCCUGGUCAAACUACUAGAAGAAUUGAACCACGGCUAUAUUGAUAAGAUCGAAUUUAGUUCAAAUGAAAAUCGUGCCACUAUCAAAAGUUACGUGGAGAAGGCUAUUACUGAACAGACUGCACUUCCAUUGGUAACACCUGAUACAGAAGCGACACCGUUUUUUUCUCAUAUAAAUCGUGAUUUAGCCCGACUUGGCUCGGAUUUUCGAUUUGAAACUGCAUCUGCAAUAUUGCAGUCGGGCUAUCGAGAUGAUCAGCUCCCAAAAGGCAUGGGAGCACAUUUAUUCGCUACCAUUCUCAUUUAUCAUCCGAAUCUUCAACCGUAUCAUCAUAGCGGUAAGACUUUUCGCGGAAUGAAUAUUAAAUUUGACGACCUCCAGUACGAUGCUAUGGAAAAGAUUUUUAUGACUCGAUCAUUUCUAUCUACUACGAAAGAUCGACCUGUGGCUGAAAUGUUUUUAGACAUAGCUCAUAGAGGUUCGACUUCCUGUCAUAUGUAUUUAUAAAACUCUCAAUCCACGCUCGAGUCUUUAUAUAGCUCGAAUAAGCAGAUUCCUACUGGAAGAAGAUGGGUGUGGAUGUGUGGGUGUGGGUGUGGGCGGGGUGUGGGUGUGGGUGUGAGUGUGGGCGGGGUGUGGGUGUGGAUGUGUGGGUGUGGGUGUGGGCGGGGUGUGGG
Rotaria sp. Silwood2 is the source of this 914-nucleotide messenger RNA. NCBI's taxonomy places the organism in Eukaryota, Metazoa, Rotifera, Eurotatoria, Philodinida, Philodinidae. The record is from the annotation of a GenBank genome assembly.